Molecule: messenger RNA, 2328 nt
Organism: Colletotrichum chrysophilum
Lineage: Eukaryota; Fungi; Ascomycota; Sordariomycetes; Glomerellales; Glomerellaceae
Exons: 3
Coding region: 1-2328 (775 amino acids)
Biological process (GO): glucan catabolic process
Molecular function (GO): beta-glucosidase activity
Source: RefSeq, a predicted model, not a curated record
AUGUUGCCCUCCGCAACUGGCAUGGGGGCGACCUUCAACAAGGAGCUGCUUCACAAAGUCGGAAACCUCUUGGGUGAAGAAGCCAGGGCUCGAGGUGUCCAUGUCCUUCUGGCACCUACAAUCUGUCUGCAAAGAUCUCCACUGUUUGGCCGUGGCUUCGAAGCCUUCGCGGAAGACCCUUAUCUGAGCGGCAUUUUGGGAGCAGCGUAUAUCAAUGGCGUCCAGGAACGCGGAGUCGCAACGAGCGUGAAGCACUACGCUGCCCACGAUCAAUCUGACAACUCCAUUGAGGACAACGUCUGCAUGACGCAGCGUACGCUACGAGAGGUUCACAUGAUGCCUUUCCAGCUGGUCAUGCGAGACUCGGACCCUUGGACAUUUAUGACCUCCUACAACAAAAUCAACGGGAUCCAUGUCAGCGAAGACCCCUUGCUCAUGAAGCAGAUUCUGAGGGAUGAAUGGGGCUUCAAGGGCCUGGUGAUGAGUGAUUGGUUCGGCACCUACAGCACCUCGGAAGCCAUCAACGCGGGCCUUGAUCUGGAGAUGCCUGGGCCCACGCAGUGGAGAGGAAAGUGCCUCAGUCUGGCUGUCAACAGUCGUAAGGUGAUGCGUACGACGGUCGACCAGUGUGUUAGAAACGUACUGAAUCUCACCAACAAGGUCAUGGAUACGAAACCUGAAGGCUAUUUCUCUGCUUCCAAUACGCCGGAGCAGCAGGCCUUGAUUCGGAAGUUGGUUUCCGAUAGUAUUGUGCUUUUGAAGAACGAUCGAGGGGUGCUACCUAUCAAAGGCUCAGAAAAGAAGAAGAUUGCGCUCAUCGGAGAUCACGUCAAGAACCCCGCCUUGAGCGGCGGUGGGAGUGCUGAGGUCGAGCCUUAUUAUUCCGUCACGCCGUAUGACGCCAUCAUAGAGGAGGCAGGGAAAGAGAACGUUGCGUACGCUCUUGGAUGCCAUUCCUUCAGAUUCAGCCCCCUGCUGAAAAACUUGAAGCCCCUGAACGCAGAGGGCUUCGGGUGGUCAAUCGAGGUCUUCGGAGAGAACCCAGAUGAGAACCCCAACGCCGAGGUUCUGCUUUCUGCGACAGCAGAGAAAGAACUAAUCGACGUCCCCGAGAGCUUUCAUGCGACCCUGCCGAAGAAAUUCUACGCCAGGGCCCGGGCGGUGUACACACCAGAAAUCACUGGUCCCUUCCGCUUCGGCUUCAGCACAUCAGGAAAGGGCAAAGUGAGGCUCGACGGCAAGGAAGUUAUUGAUCUGUGGACGGAACAACCACCCAAAACUGGUCCCACGCCAUGCUUCAACAGGCUUUCGAUGGAGAAGUUCUGUGACACAACGCUUACUGAGGGUAAAGCCAUCAACAUCGAGGUCGUACAGGUGAACGAGGACUUGGCAGGCGGCGUCGGCACAGCUCUCACCCUUGCCGGUCGCGUGGGUGGCUUCGAAAUCAUCGACGAGGACCUUGCUAUUAAAGAGGCAGCCGACCUGGCGAAGAGCGUUGAUGUUCCGAUCGUCGUCACUGGUCUUUCAUCCGACUUUGAGUACGAGGGUGCUGAUCGUAAGCAUCUGAGGUUGCCUGGCCGUGUGGACGACUUGAUCCAGGCAGUUCUUGCAGCUAACCCCAAUGCAAUCAUCGUCACGCAAUCUGGCUGCCCUAUCGAGAUGCCGUGGGAGUCACAAGCUGCCACCCUGGUCCACGCGUGGUUCGGUGGACAAGAAACCGGUCACGGACUCGCAGACAUCCUUUUCGGCAAGACGAACCCGUCCGGUAGACUCUCGCAAACGUUCCCGAAGUCCGUCAAACACACGCCCGCCUACCUCAACUUCUCAAAGACGGACUACGACAUCGUUUACGGCGAGGGCGUCUUCAUCGGCCACCGAUACUACGAAGUCGUCGACCGCGAUCCGCUCUUUUAUUUCGGACAUGGCCUCUCGUACUCGAAGUUUGAGUACUCUAAGGUUCAGGUCCCUAGCACGUUUGAGCCGUCUGCCGGACACAAGAUGACGAUCUCUGUGGAUGUCACGAACAAGAGUCCUUACGAUGGUGAUGAGGUGGUCCAGGUCUACAUCCAUGAUCCCGAGAGCACCCUCCAGCGUCCCGUUCGGGAACUGAAGGCUUUCACGAAAGUGCAUCUGGCUGCAAACGAGACAAAGACUGUCGAACUUGUCCUUGACAAGUAUUCGCUUUCAUACUGGUCUCAAGAGCGGUCGAAGUGGCUGGCAGAGGCUGGAGAGUAUGUGGUAAUUGUUGCGUCCAGCUCCAACCCGAAGGAUGAAAUUCAACGAGCCAGUUUCCAUCUGCCAAAGACCUUCUUCUGGGAGGGUGUUUAG